Acanthoscelides obtectus is the source of this 564-nucleotide messenger RNA. NCBI's taxonomy places the organism in Eukaryota, Metazoa, Arthropoda, Insecta, Coleoptera, Chrysomelidae. The record is from the annotation of a GenBank genome assembly.
GAAAUAUUCAAUUCACGUUAAAGCUUACACCGGCCUUCUAUUCAUAGUGAUGGAUCAAUAGCUCUUCCAGGUCUGCCUGCCCAAAUACCAGAAGUUAGGAUAGACUGGACUGACGGAUGAAUAGCAGUUGAGGAGUACUAGUAUAAAAUAAAAUCUGGGAAACCUGAAGCAGCAAGAUGCCUGUAGGUGGUCGUGUGGCAGGGAAAGUUAGCGGUAUUAUCUCCAACAACUACAACGGGAGAUCUUAUCAGGGCAUCAACGAAGAAAUCAUAUGGGUCAGCAUUGGUAUGGGCAUCGCGAUAGCAGUGCUUAUCACUAUAGCUCUAUGUUACAUCAUGAGGGAGAAAUGCAUCGAACGCAGGGAGUACUACAUCACGGCGUGAACACGGCCUGCACCUCUAGGGCAAACUGGAAGGAGAGAGAAACACGUCGCACGUAGAGAAGAAUAUUAUAUAACUGCGUAGCGACAUUCGACGCGAGAGCCCUAGGGGUUGCUUGAGCAAAUAUGUGUAAGGAUAUUAAACUUUUCUUCUGGACAACCAAAGGUGCGCGCCCAUUGAGGUA